AUAAACGCGGUAGGGGAAGAAGAAUGGGCUAACGAGUUCGGCCGUUAUGAAGACUGGAUAACACCAGCAGCAGCAGCAGCUAGAGGGGAACGGUGUCGACCGACUGAAGAAGACGAGAAUAAUGAUAACGGAUGCUCAUCGCGACAUCAUGUUCGACAACGUGAUACCAUGUGGGACACUAAGAUCAGGUAUAGCCCGGGAUACUGCGUCCAUCUUAUUAGGCUAAGAGCUGUUCUUAGUCACAGCCAAGUCCAUUAG
Messenger RNA from Strongylus vulgaris, 258 nucleotides. The record is from the annotation of a GenBank genome assembly. NCBI's taxonomy places the organism in Eukaryota, Metazoa, Nematoda, Chromadorea, Rhabditida, Strongylidae.